AUGUAUGGAGGAAAUCAAUUAAAUCUCAAAAAGAAACAAUUCUGGUACUUGCUGGCUUACGGUACAACCUUCUGCCUCCCCUCCACACAGAAAGCGGCAAACACCAGUGAGAAACAGAAUUCGGAGCAAGUGUGUGACAGGCUGACAGGAUCACAAGCCAGUUCUUGUGGGACCGACUCCAAAGUCAAAAAACACCUGCAUCCAUCCUUUUUCGCUAUUUUCUUUGGUCGGGGGGCCCCUCUCAGGGCGUGCUUGGCACCAGCCUUACACCUGCCAAAUCUCACACUUCCCGUGCUGAUCAUCAAUCCGAUUUUAGCACGACACAAAGACGGGAUCGCAGCUGCGAUGUGA
This is a messenger RNA of Aspergillus niger, 351 nucleotides long. RefSeq lists its product as hypothetical. Lineage: Eukaryota; Fungi; Ascomycota; Eurotiomycetes; Eurotiales; Aspergillaceae. The record is from RefSeq and is a predicted model, not a curated record. The transcript is spliced from 3 exons. The coding region runs from base 1 to 351 and encodes 116 amino acids.